This is a messenger RNA of Priceomyces carsonii, 2814 nucleotides long. RefSeq names its product coatomer subunit gamma (gene SEC21). The transcript has a single exon. Gene Ontology annotation, biological process: intracellular protein transport; endoplasmic reticulum to Golgi vesicle-mediated transport; protein secretion. The record is from RefSeq and is a predicted model, not a curated record. Gene Ontology annotation, molecular function: structural molecule activity. Gene Ontology annotation, cellular component: Golgi membrane; endoplasmic reticulum-Golgi intermediate compartment; endoplasmic reticulum. The coding region runs from base 1 to 2814 and encodes 937 amino acids. Lineage: Eukaryota; Fungi; Ascomycota; Pichiomycetes; Serinales; Debaryomycetaceae.
AUGUCAACUCAAUUAUAUAAGAAACAGGAUUCGCAAUUUGCGUCGGGAGAAAUCCCAGACAAAAUGGCAGUAUUCCAAGAUUGUUUACAGCAGUUCAAUGCUUCUCCCGUGAAUGCCAAAAGAUGCCGUCAGUUAUUAGGCAAAUUAUUGAGAUUAAUAUAUCAUGGUGAGACAUUUCCCUCUCAGGAGUCUACCACAUUAUUUUUCUCUAUAUCUAAACUUUUUCAGCACCGAGAUGUUUCAUUGAGGCAAAUAGUCUACUUGACAAUCAAAGAGUUGUCAUCAACGUCUCAGGAUAUAUUGAUGGUAACAUCAUCGAUCAUGAAGGAUAUACAAAGUGGGGAUUUGGUUUAUAAACCUAACGCCAUCAGAACUUUGUCAAAAGUGUUGGAUCCUUCAACCGUGUCGGCACUGGAAAGAUUAUUUAAAAACGCUAUUGUUGAUAGGAAUCCUACAGUAUCUUCCGCUGCAUUGAUCUCCUCUUACCACUUACUACCAAUCGCAAAGGAUGUCGUUAAGAGAUUCACAAAUGAAACUUUGGAGACUAUACAAAGUUUUAAGCAAUUUCCAGCAAAUCAAUUUCAGCUUCACGAAUAUUAUGGAAGUUCUACUUCUAAUUUGCCCUCCACGUCUUACAUGUAUCAAUAUCAUGCUUUGGGAUUAUUGUAUCAUUUAAGAAAUCACGAUAAAAUGGCAUUGAUGAAAUUAAUAACUUCCUUGUCUGAGGGAUCUACUUUGAAAAACUCUUUGUCUAUCAUCCAGUUAAUAAGAUACAUCAAUAAAAUAUUGAUUGAUGAUGAGUCUUUACUUAAUCACUUGUAUCCUAUUUUGGCUGGCUUUUUGAAACAUAAGAGUGAUAUGGUAGAAUUGGAGGCUUGUAAGUCUCUUUUGAAUUUACAGCAUUUGAUAAAAGAUGAGCAAUUUAUGGGUGUUGUUAACACUUUACAGAAGUUACUUAGUGUUCCCAGAACAGCAACAAGAUUCUCUGCUAUAAGAUUGAUAAAUAAGGUAUCUUCCAGGCAUCCUGAGAAAAUCAUGGUUGUCAAUUUAGAGUUAGAAAAUUUGAUCAAUGAUUCAAAUAGAUCAAUCUCUACAUUGGCUAUCACCACCUUGUUGAAGACUAUGGGUGCCGGUACUAUUGAUACAGGUUCUGAAGGUAGCGAAAACGUUGAUAGGUUGAUUUCAAAAAUGACUUCUUUGAUGGAUGACAUAACUGAGGACUUUAAAAUCGUCAUUAUUGAAGCAAUUGAAAACUUGGCAUUGAAAUUCCCAGCCAAGCAUAAAAAAUUGGUUUCUUUCUUGACAGAUUUGCUUCGAGACGAUGGUUCUUUGCAACUUAAAUCUUGCAUUGUUGAUGCGCUAUUUGACUUGAGUAAAUUUCUACCUGAUGCCAAUGCGAAACAAUUGAUAUUGAUGAACUUGUGCGAAUUUAUUGAGGAUUGUGAAUUCACCGAGCUCUUAGUCAGAAUUUUGCAUUUGCUCGGAGACGAGGGUCCAUAUACGCUGAAUCCAUCGUAUUAUAUCAGACAUAUCUACAAUAGAUUGGUAUUGGAGAAUUCUAUUGUGAGAUCUUCUGCCGUCAUAUCACUUGCUAAAUUUGCUAUUAUAUGCGGUGGAAGUGUUGCUAAGAAUUUGAAAAUUUUAUUGGGAAGGUGUUUGAAUGACGUCGACGAUGAAGUCAGAGAUAGAGCAGCUUUAUCAUUAAAGUUUAUCAAUAGCAACCAAAAAAGAUUAAUUGUAUCUGAUACUAGGUACGACCUUGCUUCAUUAGAAAGUAGGUUAACACAUUAUUUGAAUGACGAAUCUAAUUUUGAUCAUGAAUUCGAUAUUAAUGAAGUUCCUGCUCUCUCCAAGGAAGAGAUGAAAUCUAUGGAGUACACUAAAAAGAUAUCGAAAUUGGAAUCAACGAAUAACGAUUCAGCGGAGAUUAACGACUCUCAAAACCUAUCUGCUAAUGAAAAUGAACAGGUCAAGAGUGAUGAUACCGCCAAUGAUCUUCUUAAACAACAACAGUAUGCACAAGAAGUAUUAAGCAUUCCUGAGUUCUCAGGUUAUGGUAAGCUAACCAAAUCUACCAUGACUCCAGUUUAUUUGACUGAUAAAGAAAAUGAGUUCGUUGUUACGGUCGUAAAGCACUUUUUUAUUGAAUCAAAAAAGAUGGUUUUGCAAUACAACAUUACAAACACUUUGCCUCGCUUGGUUUUACAAGAUAUUACAGUGAUAGCUCAACCAGAUAAUGAACUAUAUGAAGAAGACUUCAUAGUUCCUUUAGUCGAGUUAAGGCCAGAUCAGACAGGCAUCGUUUAUGUUUCUUUCAGCACUCCAGGUAUCGAGAACGAUGAGCUUCUCGCUGCCUUUGGAAGCACUGUAGCUUACACAAACAAGGAUAUAAUAGAUGAUGAAGGUAACAUCGAUCCCGCUGAUGAGGGUUGGACUGAUGAAUAUCAAAUUGAUGACUUAGAGAUUCAAGUAGGUGAUUUCACUUUCCCAUCAUACAACUCAAACUUUACUGAAAUUUAUGAUCAACUUCCAAAUUACGAAAGUACUGUUGUAACUUUAUCGUCUGUCGAUAACCUUGAGAAUGCUGCUAUUAAGUUGAGAACAACUUUUAACCUUAUGCCAUUAGAUGGAUCGGAUUACGUUCCAAGUGAUGCAACGUCUCACAUUUUGAAAUUGUUUGGUAAGGAUGUAUGGGGCGGCAAAGUCGGUGUCUUAGCUAGGCUUGCUGCGACAGGGGGUAAAGUUGUUGUCAAAUUGGAGGUGAAAGCUGAGACAACUAAUUUUAGUGCGAUCGUUGCUGGGGGAAUAUACUAA